AUGUCCAAUCAAUUGCUUUUGCAACGUAUAGUCCGAACGCUUUCGCCACCGAGGGAAACUGGCCUAAUUGGCGCCUUCGCUUAUGGAUCUGUGGCUUUUCCGCAACAUGGCAGACCCUGUUCAGAUUCCCAACUUGAUUUGAUCCUUAUUGUCCGUGACCCAGAACGCUGGCAUGUUCAGAACGCAAGCCGCUAUCCCAUGCACUACAGCUUUCUCAUGAGAAACAACCCGCGGUUUUUUGUCCGAACUAUUCUUUCCCGUUUCCCUGGUCCACAAAUUUUGUACAACCCAUUUAUACCUUGGUUUGAUGAGUGUGAAGGUAAACAGCUGCGACUCAAAUAUGGUGUAGUCGGUCAUGCUAAGAUUGAACAAGAUCUUGAGUCGUGGUCCAGUUUGUACCUUGCUGGUCGUUUGCACAAACCAGUCUUAUGGAUCCCCCUAGGAGACGAACAGCCUCCCUCAGAUUCAGUGCGUAACCUCAACAAACUGGUCUCCAACAAUCUCCUGGCGGCUAUGUCGUACGUUUUGUUACAGGUUAACCCGUCUCGUCCUUUCUUGACUGAAUUCGAAUUGUUUCGUGCUAUUACAUCAAUAUCCUAUGAUGGGGAUUGGCGUAUGCUCGUGGGCGAAGACAAAAAUAAGGUUGACCGUAUAGUUACUGGCCAAGAGCGACUCUCUCGCUUUCAAAGUUUAUACUCUACUACCCUCGCUCAUCCUUCUUUAUCGAAACACGUUGGUCUCCUGCCGACCGAUGCGACGAGUGCGGCAAAUGAGGUGCAUUUUUCUCAACCGCCGGAUUCCAAAGAUGUUGUUAUGUCGCUGCUGAACAACAUCCCGACUGAUGUUUGCAGACGAGCUCUCCCGGGCCGUCGAUUUUGGAACUGCGACCCACGGGAAGUAUUAGCUGAAAUCUCGGCUGUGGAACGACAAUUACGCCUUCGGCGAACAGUGCGACGAAUUGUUAUGCUUUCUAGUGUUCAGCAGACGGCCUUUAGUAUCUGCACUACUGGCCCUGUACGUUCAGUCCUCUAUGCUAAGGAAAAGCUGAGAAAGAUGUUAGCCAGCCUUGGUCUUUUGAACUGGUAG
Messenger RNA from Opisthorchis viverrini, 1086 nucleotides. RefSeq lists its product as hypothetical. The record is from RefSeq and is a predicted model, not a curated record. NCBI's taxonomy places the organism in Eukaryota, Metazoa, Platyhelminthes, Trematoda, Opisthorchiida, Opisthorchiidae. Bases 1 to 1086 code for a protein of 361 amino acids. Gene Ontology annotation, molecular function: phosphatidate cytidylyltransferase activity. Gene Ontology annotation, biological process: cardiolipin biosynthetic process; CDP-diacylglycerol biosynthetic process. The transcript has a single exon. Gene Ontology annotation, cellular component: mitochondrion.